Psylliodes chrysocephalus is the source of this 1663-nucleotide messenger RNA. Lineage: Eukaryota; Metazoa; Arthropoda; Insecta; Coleoptera; Chrysomelidae. The record is from the annotation of a GenBank genome assembly.
GUUUGUUUGUCAAAAACUUUGACGUUUACAAUUUGCGUGUGUCAGUGUACCAGUAAAUUUUUCAGUUAUGAUGCUUUUUUUCCUAAAAUUUAAGGAGUUUUCUUGUGAAUUCAUCUAGAAAAUACGCAUAACUUUCAUUUAAAUACACUAACCUAGAUUUUAAGUAAAAAAUGCCAGCUCCUCCUCCUCCCCCGCCUCCAAUGGCUCCGGCCGCUCCCCCACCGCCAUCUUUCAACAUCAAACCAUCGAAAAGCAGCGGAACCGAACGGAACGCUCUCCUCAAGGACAUCCGAUCAGGAGCCAGAUUGAAAAAGGCCGUAACGAAUGACAGAAGUGCACCAAUUGUUGGAGGUACCUCGAAACCAUCCAACGGCGGGGGCAUAGCAAAUCUACCAGUGAUACCUAUCGGAAGUCUAAAAAAUGGCGGUUCAGUCAGCCCGCGAAACGGCAGUAGUCCCGGCACUCCUAUGGGCAACAUGAAGAAUUUCAGCAGCAUACAACAAGAACUCAGCAGGAAGAUGGCGUUUACGAAUAACGGUCAAAAUCAAGUGCAAAAUCAAACGACGACGGUGGAGAAUCGAAAUGAACCCAAAAAUUUUGGAAACAUCCAAAUGGAACUGAAGAAGCAACUGGCGAACGAUAACAGAAACAGGGGCCCGCCUCCACCCACGCCUACGAGAACUGUUCAACCUGACAUCGGUAAUCGAACCACGUUUUUACAUAGAGAAAACAAUAUCACGAACGGUUUCCACAUGAGUCAAUUGUCGCUAAACACGAGUUCCUCGAAUCCUCCAAUAAAUCAGAGCACGCUGCACAGGAAGGCGAAGAGCAACGCAAAUUUAAGUAUGUUAGACUCCAUCGAUAGCAGCAACGGAGUACCCAAUAGACCUAACAAACCUGUGAUCAACCAUGGCAAACCGAAUUUGGCGCCCAAACCACCAGUUUUAAAUGGAAAACCGAACACGCUCCAUCUAAAAACCAGCAAACCGGUGACGCGGACGCACAGUCUAAAGAGUCCGCGUUUACCAUCGCCGGGCAGUCCGGAAGUCAAUCCAAUGAACAAAUUCGGCACAGUCAGGCACAUGUCUUCCGUACUCAGUCAGGCCCUCGGUGGAAAUUCGACGGCGCCCAAUGGAAGGGCGAGACCCGCGAUUAGUACACGGCCGACAGCGCCACCGCCAUCGAUACCAGUACCGGCCACGCCCAACCAACAAUCAUUGUCUUCUAGUCAUACGCCGCCUCCUCCAAAGUUGAGCAAACCGAACCACGCCCCGCCACCUCCGCCGCCUAGUCAUGCUCCGCCUCCACCGCCACACAAUAAAACGCCGCAGAUGAACAAACCCGCUCAGACGGGCUCGAACCCACCCUCGCCGCCCCCGCGGCACUCAUCGAUGCGAGAGACCAACUUGGUGAAAAGACCGAGCAGCAUAGACGAAAAGUUCAAGCAUCUGUUUCAAACGCCCGACCGAUUCCCCCCGCCUCCGCAAUAUAAGAACGUCAUCAAACUGUAUAAUUCCGUUUCUGUCAAACCAGCACCCGUUAAACCUGUUUACGUCGCUUAAGUUUAAUUUUAAUUUACCAAAAAUUGUUUUGAUAUUUGUUAUUAUUAAUAAAUUAAUAGAUUUAAAAUUUAAUAUUUGUGAUUUUUUUUUUUUUUUUUUUU